AUGGUGGCUGCCACACUGAUGCAAUUUGCACCAAUACAAACGGGGGGAGAACAUGCCACUGUAGGAGUGGGCAAUGGUAACUAUCUUUGCCUGGACACUGAUGAAUGUUCAGAAAUUCCAGGUGUGUGUGCUUCUUUUUUGGGUUUCAAGGGUUGCAGGAAUCUACCGGGAACCUAUCAAUGUCUUUGCAGCAAUGGCUACCAAAGCAAUGGGAAAAGCUGUGAAGACAUUAAUGAAUGUGCAGACAGUGUCUGUAGUAGAUUUGCUAACUGUGUAAACUCUCCUGGCUCUUAUCGAUGCACUUGUCAGGAAGGUUUCGCCGGGAAUGGUAUUACUUGCGUGGAUGUCAAUGAAUGCAGUGGGACAAAUCUCUGUGACCCAAAUGCACUGUGCAUCAAUGUGCUCAGCAGCUAUGAGUGCUCAUGUCGCUCUGGUUUCCUUGGAGAUGGGUUGCAUUGUACUGACAUUGACGAGUGUAAAGAAAAUAAUGUAUGCCCAGUUGGUGCAACCUGCAUCAACACUGCAGGCUCAUUCCAAUGUGACUGUGGUCAAGGCUAUAUUUUCAAUAGAACCCAGUGUCAAGAUCUGGAUGAAUGUGCUGUUGGCCGCUGUAGCCCCUACGCUUCAUGCACAAAUUUUCCUGGCUCAUUCACAUGUAUGUGUCUUCCUGGUUUUUCUGGUGAUGGUUUAUCAUGUAUUGAUGUGAAUGAGUGUGCUAUGUCCAACAAAUGUGCCUCCUAUGCUCUAUGCACUAACCUUCCUGGGAGUUACAAAUGCAGUUGCAUUUUGGGCUACACAGGUGAUGGCCUGACACUGUGCUCAGAUAUAGAUGAGUGUCAACUGGGUAAUGGUGGGUGCAGUGCCAAGGCCAGAUGUGUUAACAGCAUGGGAUCCUUUUCCUGUCUCUGUCCCUCAGGGUUUAACCUAGUCAAUGGCACCAUAUGUGAGGACAUUGAUGAAUGCCAGGUACUUGAAAAGCCAUGUAAGAUCUAUGAGAAAUGCUCCAAUAAAGAGGGUUCUUAUGAGUGCUCCUGCCAGACGGGGUUUACUCGUCCCAGUAAGAAUGCAGGAUGUUCUGAUAUUGAUGAGUGUCUAAUACAUCAGUCAUGCCAUCCCAAUGCUACCUGCAUCAACUCACUUGGUUCUUUUAUGUGCACCUGUAAAAAUGGGUUCAGAGGAAAUGGUACUUAUUGUGAGGAUGUGAAUGAAUGUGCAGCAGAGGGUGCGUGUCACCAAUAUGCUUUGUGCCAGAACAUCCCAGGUGACUUCUCCUGCCAAUGCCAAAAGGGCUUUGAAGGAAAUGGAUUCACCUGCUUGGACCUGGAUGAAUGUGAGCUAUCAAACACUACCUGUCCUGCUACCUCAGUGUGCAUUAAUUCUCCAGGAACGUAUGUGUGCUCUUGUUUGAACGGUACAGUGGUAUACAAUAACACCUGUGCUCCACCUAGCAUAUGGUGUAGCCCUCCUUGCCAUCCAUUUGGACUCUGCCACCCUUCACCUUUGGGAUUUCAGUGUGUAUGUGAUGUUGGGUUCAAAGGGAAUGGAUUCAUCUGUACAGACAUUGAUGAGUGUGAGCAGAAUGUGUGUCUCAGGAAUGAGACUGAGUGUGUAAACAGUCCAGGCUCAUACUCCUGCAUCUGCAAAAUGGGUUAUUCUCAAAAUGGAACGGAAUGCAUGGAUGUAGAUGAGUGUACUACUGGAAAGGCAGAGUGCAGUGAGUUUGCACGGUGCGUCAACACUGUUGGGAGUCACCUGUGCUUCUGUCUCAGUGGCUUCACUGGAAAUGGAAAAAGCUGCACUGAGAAUGUACUGUACCCUUUUGGACUGGAGGUUGGUGAUAUGAGGGUACCAAUUUCAACAGCAGAUGGACACUCUCCAUACAUUACUCUUCCUGUAGGGUUUUCAUUCAUGGGCAAAGUCUAUGAGAGAUUAUUUUUUUCAGAUAAUGGCCUGGUUCAGUUCCAGACAGUCGACACGAACGAGAAGCUCCUUCUUCCUAUUCCAUUCCCUAACGGAUUUACUGGCAAUGAAAGCAUGGCCAUGUUAGCUGUAUUCUGGGAUGACGCUGACCUCUCAUUAGGUGAUGGAAAACUAUACUACAAGGAAUUCUAUAAGUCAAACAUGACAGAUGUUUACUCUCAAAUAGUCUACAACCGGACAUGUGCAGAUGUGUCUCAGUUUGAGUUAAAAAGAGGGAAACCUGCAUUCACUCCCACAUGGAUUCUGAAAAUCACAUGGGACCAUGUACUACCCAUCUCUUACCAGAAAAUCAACAUGUCUGAGACAAACACAUUCCAAGCAAUCCUGACUACGGAUGGUAUUCGUUCAUUUGCCUUACUUCGCUACGGCGACAUGAACUGGGGUCCUGGACAGAGGAUUUACCACAAUGCUCUAAUAGGCUACACUGAUGGCAUCAGUACCUUCCACAAUGAGAUUCCCAACUCACCCAGCAAUCUGUUUGGCCCAGGUGGUCGUUAUCGACCACAGAGCAUUGUGGGCAACACAGGCCAGGUAGGCCAGCUUCUGUACAACCUGACUGGAGACACAGUGAUCAGCUCAGAUCCUCAGAAGCAGUGCCAGGUUUGGGCUUUGAGUGAGCCAGAUCCCAAAGAAUGGAUACUAGAGCUGGCACCAUGCCCUUGCACACGGACCCAAGCACUUGACAAUGUGGCAUUUGGUCCUGAGACACUGCCAGUGAAGAAUGGUACAUAUGUACAGAAUCUGUGGGGCCUCCGUUGGAGUGGAACUGCAAGUCAAGUGUUUCAGUCAAUACUCUUCAACAAGCAAAAUGCAGGAAGGAGGUGUGUGUAUGAUCCCCAAGGCUCUCUGCUGGCUGGCUACAGCGAACGAUAUUUUACCAAUGACAAGAUACAAGAGCACAUUGAUAAGGAUCUCAUGCCAUUCCAGUGGUGCUGUGUCCAGUCUUCCUUUUGCCAUCUUUAUCUGGCUAAGAGACCACUAGACCGGUGUCAGGGCUAUGGCUGGACACGUUCAGACCCAAACAUUCCAGAAAACACAGGAGCACCUGGCCUUGGUUUGGCAUACGGAAGCCUCCACUUUGUUACAUUCGAUGGAACUAACUACACCUUCAAAGCCAUAGGAGUGUUUGUAAUUGUGCGUCUGUCCUCCAGUAAAGGCUCCAAUGUCUUCACACUGCAGGGAGAGACUGGAGUGCUAGAGACUAAUGGGCAGCAAAGACAAGUGCCAGCUCUUGUGCGCUUAGCUGCAUACCACCAGGCCUUCGGCAAGGUGGAAUGGCGGAGUGCUGUGUCUGAAGAGAAGCUCAUUGUACUAAUCAAUGAUGUGGAGUUUCCUGUGUUUGCAGGUGUAGUGCAUUCUAUACAGCAAGGCUUUGCACUGCGCUGUCCCUCAGUGCAGUACUGUGCUACUAUAUAUGAAGGAGGACUGAAUGUGGCUGUGUGGAUGGGAGAUGCCAGGAGACUCUCUACUCUGGUGAAAGUCCCACAGAACUUUUACAAUCGCACCGUGGGCCUCCUGGGCCUCUGGAGCUCCAACACUUCCGAUGACUUCCUUCUCUCCAAUGGACACUUGCUGUCCUCACCUGACAACAACCCACCCCCUGAGAACAGGAUCCUGCUCUUCGGACAGUCAUGGGCUGUUCCUAUUCCAGAGAGUCUCCUAUUCUCCACUCCUCCUUUAACACCCUUUCAGCCUGUGAGCACUGAGCUAUUGAUGACAUCGGUUAGUCCAGACACACUGUCCGGACUUCAGAAGACAUGUGAGGGCAGCAUGCAAUGUGUGCAUGACAUCCUAGCCACAAAUAACACUGAUCUGGGUCUACAGAGCCUGCAGGACCAAAAGCAAAUCUACAAGCUUGCAGUUACCUUUGGUAACAUACCCCCCAUUUUGAGUGAGCCCACAGUGAUCCGCUGUAAGGUGAACACUACAGUAAGAGUGCAGUUUGUAGCACAGGAUGCUAACAGAGACUCCGUCAGCUUCUCCCUGCUCUAUCCACGACCGCCUUUGGCCUCCAUAGGAAAAGAUGAUGGACUUUUGGUGUGGACUCCAUUAAAUAUUCAACCAGUGCUGCUCACUGUGCAGGUGAGUGACCAUAUGUCCAGCUCUCUGCUUAUCCCCAUUCUGCAGCUCUGCAGCUGUCUAAAUGGAGGAACCUGCCAGUACCAGAGUGUAGCAGAGAACCACUUGCAGGGAAAAUUCCAGGUUGUAGGGUGUCUGUGCCCACCAGGUUUUGGUGGACGAUACUGUGGAAAUAAAACUGAUGUGUGUAAAGGUCAGCCUUGCUUCCCUGGAGUGGACUGCUAUAGUGAAGAAGGCAGUUUUAGCUGUGGAGAAUGUCCUUCCCCUACUGUCUCUAAUGGCAAAAGAGGUUACAAAUGUUUUGAGAAUGACUUCUGCCUUCCUCCUUUUCGUUUUCCUUGUCACGAGAUGGCAGACUGCUACAGCACUGGCUAUAACUACAUAUGCCGCUGUAAGCCUGGCUUUUCUGGUGAUGGGCAUAACUGCACAGAUAUAGAUGAGUGUCAGAACCCUGAAACCUGCCCGAAUGCAAAGUUUGAGUGUGUGAACACACUUGGCUCGGUGUCCUGCUCCUGCCGCUAUCAGAGCUCCCUGGAGUCCAAUGGCUGUGGUGAUUCUCCAAAUCCUACAGGGUGGAAUAUCUUUAAUGUCUCAGUCACCUGGAACAGUCAAAAGCCUGGGCAAGAGCAAGUUAAACAGCUGGAGCAAAUCCUUUCGAAGGGUUUCCAGAAUAAAUUCUAUGGCACCAAAAUAUUGCAGCCGAACUCAGGAUCAGAGGAUGGGAAUGAGCUCAGAAUUAAUGUGUCCAGUGACACUCCUCAUUGGUACAUCAUGGACUACCUGAGCCGAGUCGGUCACUACUAUGGCAUCAAAUCAGCUUAUGUAGGAGACCUAGAUGAGUGCCACGCCAACGAGACUCUGUGCACACAACCAGCUGUGUGUUACAACACUUAUGGAGGCUAUAGAUGUGUGUGUAAUGGCACUGACAUGAACAAGCUACAGUCUUGCAUUUUAGUCUCAGAAAGGGAUGGUCAAAAUCAAAGUGAGAAAACUUGGGGAGAUAAUAAGGCCCUGAUUCUUGGUUUGGUCCUGGGCAUCGGUAUCCCCCUCCUCCUCCUGCUGCUGCUGGCUGCUCUGGCCUGCUUCUGCUGCUGUCACAGGAAAACCGUGACUGGAGAAAUCCCUCACUUACUGCCAGAAUAUGUACACGAGCAUUUCAGCUCUCAUUUCAACUACAGCAACCCUGCCCUGCACUACAAAAGCCACUGCAGCCCACGUAUUCUUGACAACAUCACACCCAGAAACAAAAGUUACAACACAGUUUGUCCCAUUUCUGCCACCUGCACACAUGAAUGCAGCUGUAUGCAUGCAGAUGAAGAGAAGAUAAAUAUAUAAAAGAAAAUAUCUAUCAAAUAUUAAUGACUGCUUUUUUAACUGUGCACCUUGAUCAAAUGUAAACUAUAUUAAUUACACAUGCAGGCAUGUACUGAUGUACUGAAUGUUUAU
This is a messenger RNA of Hemibagrus wyckioides, 5505 nucleotides long. RefSeq names its product mucin-like protein. The transcript has 23 exons. The record is from RefSeq and is a predicted model, not a curated record. Bases 1 to 5394 code for a protein of 1797 amino acids. Lineage: Eukaryota; Metazoa; Chordata; Actinopteri; Siluriformes; Bagridae. Gene Ontology annotation, molecular function: calcium ion binding. Gene Ontology annotation, biological process: cell-matrix adhesion.